AUGGCUUUUCAAUUUCACACAACUACCUUUGGCCUGUUGAUGCGUCUACUUUCUCGCAAUAAAAAUUUUCAAUAUCCUGAUGAGAUCAAUCCACUACUAUGGAAGAAGUUCCUUCGCCAAGAUACAUCCGAACAUGCAAAUGACUCUGGCAGAGGUUCGCGCAAAAACGAAGCAGAUGAGCAUAGCGUUUUGCAGAAUACCGUCAUUCACGAUGGCGGCAAUGAGGUUCUCCUAGUAGAGUGGUAUGGACCAGAUGACCCCGAGAAUCCUCGAAAUUGGCCAUUGGCCUGGAAAAAUCUCAUGAUGUUUCAGCUUUGUGUCUUAAACUUUGCUGUCUAUAUGGCAAGUUCUAUCUAUGUUCCAGGUGAGCUGGGCGUCAUGGAAGACUUUGGCGUCAGCGAGAUCGUAGCAACCCUGGGCCUCUCUCUCUUCACUUUUGGAUAUGGUGUCGGCCCCAUGUUAUGGUCUCCAUUAUCUGAGAUGCCAAAAAUUGGGCGCAGCGGUAUCUUCUUCUGGACACUCUUCGCUUUUAUCCUAUUUCAGCUUCCCGUUGGAUUUGCUCCAAAUAUUGCAGUAUUUCUCGUCUUUCGCUGGGUGACGGGCUUCUGUGGUAGCCCGUGUCUAUCCACCGGUGGCGGUACUAUCCUUGAUCUAUACGACCCCUCUGUCGCCUCCUAUUUACUGUGCAUUUGGGGAACAGCUGGUCUCUGCGGCCCUGUAUUUGGUCCGAUCAUUGGCGGAUAUCUGGUCCCUGCUAAAGGAUGGCGCUGGACAAUAUGGAUAAUUACAUGGAUUUGCACGCUGGUUUUGGCUGCAAUGUUUUUCUUUUUCCCUGAAACUAGUGCAGCAAACAUACUGUACAAAAGGGCCAAAAGAUUGAGGAAGGCGACUGGGGACAGUCGACUUAGGAGCCAGUCCGAGAUUGACGCCGCGCAUUAUACCACAAGAGAUCAUCUGAUCGUCCUCGCCAGAGCUUUUACUUUGACAUUCUCUGAGCCCAUAGUUCUACUCAUGAACUUGUACGCCGGUCUCCUGUAUGGUAUACUAUUCAUCUGGUUCGAGUCAUUUCCGCUCGUGUUUGGAGAUAUUUACGGCUUCAACCAAGGCGAGCAAGGCCUGGUUUUCCUAAGCAUUUUCAUCUUUGCUCUCAUCUCAUUGGCACUCUUUUUACUAUGGAUUAGAACCAACCUCGUCCCAAAAGUCAAUAAGCCGGGCUUUACGCCAGAGAUGGUUCUUCCUCCAACUUUUUUGGGAUGUCUCGCUCUUCCAACUUGCCUAUUCUGGUUUGGCUGGACAUCACGAGCGAGUAUUCACUGGAUCGUACCCACUAUUGGAUCGGGUCUCUUCUCUAUUGGGGUUGUCACGUUGUUUAAUCCGCUCUUCAACUAUCUAGGCAUCGCAUAUCCCACAUACGCAGCAUCCAUAUUCUCGGGGUCUGCACUUUUCCGUGCCUCAUUCGGUGCCUCGUUUCCACUUUUUGCGCGCCAACUCUUUCUUCAGCUAGGUCUUGGCCCAGGUAACUCGCUUCUCGGUGGUAUCGCCGUGCUAUUUAUCCCGGUCCCCUUCAUUUUCUACAAGUUCGGGGGAAAGAUCCGUCAUAUGAGUAAGAAUGCUCGGCACGAUUUAUAA
Molecule: messenger RNA, 1629 nt
Organism: Trichoderma breve
Lineage: Eukaryota; Fungi; Ascomycota; Sordariomycetes; Hypocreales; Hypocreaceae
Product: major facilitator superfamily domain-containing protein
Exons: 5
Coding region: 1-1629 (542 amino acids)
Biological process (GO): xenobiotic detoxification by transmembrane export across the plasma membrane
Molecular function (GO): fluconazole transmembrane transporter activity
Source: RefSeq, a predicted model, not a curated record